UUAGGAAAGAGGCUAUAGAGAAGCUGUCAAAAUAAAUGGGUACAUAUAAAAGGCAAUACAAUCGAUAUGAAAAGAAUACAGCUUAAUUCAGUGUGUGUAUGACAUUAUAGUGAAUAACAAACACGAAGAUCAAUUCUCUGGCAACAGCUGGACUGUAGAGACAUUUAUAUAUUAGUAAGCAUGUGAUGCUGGCGAAUUAUAUAUACAUGUUAUUAAUUGAUAUUGAAUACUGUGUUAAAUAUUCUACUGUGAAUAUUGGAUCCCUAUCAUAGAUUAUUCUGAUGCUUGAUACAUGAAUUUGUCUGAGACCAGUGCAAGGUUGUCUAUUUAGUGUUUUACCAGUGCCAAAUUGGUGUGUGGAUCUUAACAUCUCAGCGGGUCAGCAAAUGAUAUGUCACCAUUUUGACAAUCAGACCUUGUGGCUUGAAUCACUCACGAUUAGUCGGAGAUAAUUUUUAGAUGUGGAGACUGUCAGUUUGCUAACUUGUGCUUCUGUUGGAUUAUUUAUGGAAUAAAUGCUUAUAAAACACUUAGAUAAAGAAAGAGAGAGGUUUCCUUAUCUAUAUUACAGUGGAUGAUAUGUGCUUUGUAUUUAUAUACGUGGGUAAAAUGGUAAGCGCACUAAAUGGGAAAAGAUGAAGAAUGGGAAAUAAGCUGUGUGCCCCAUUAUUAAAAAGAGGAUAUAGAAACGACACCAGCUACCCUUGGAAUGUUCGCAAAGAUUCUCAUCUACUACGAUUGUGGGCUGAUGUGUUUAAGGUACAUGGGGAUGGUGAAUAUAUGAGAUGGCAGCGUGUAUCUGAUGAUGUGGUUCCUAUCAACAUAUCCUGUAUAGAAGAUACACCUAGCACUGUAUUUCAGAUAACGGCCUAUAAUCGACAAGUGGAAAAAAUAUUUGAUGUAAAAAUCACUCAACCAGGAACCAUUAUUUGUCCAGCUACUGAAAGUUUUGUUCAUUGGCGUGAUCCAGUCAAUCAGUGUGAAUGGGGCCUUAAUUUCUCCACGGCUACAGAUGCUCAUCGCUUUCGAGACUGUUGUGCGUUUCCCACUCAAAGAUUUGCACGGAAAGCAUCAUCUACAAGUUCCCUUCGACUUUCGCCACCUAAGAGAGUUAAAAGUAAAGGGGCUUCUGCAUCAUCUCCAAGUUCACCAUUAAAUCAACAGCGACCAUUUUCUGCAGAUCAGCACAGUGAAACUUGUGAUCAUCUAGAUCAUGUGGCUCCAAGUUGUAAUGCACUGGACAGAAAUAUUCCGGAAUUUUCUAGUUUCCUUCCAGACGACAACUGUGAUCGUGGUGGUUUCCGCUAUUCUGCUAUAAUCAAGCCACCAUCAGAUGCUUCUAUCUAUGACAAUGAAAAUGGGACUGUGUUCACCAAAAGCACAAAAGAGGCUGAUAAUAGGAAGUCCAUGCCAUCUUGUCCUACCACCUAUCCUUCACCUGCUCGUUCUUUACAAGGACGACCAGCUUCAGCAGUAUCAGCCAUGACAUUUGCUAAAGAAGGAACAGGGAGUUUAGGGGAUUUAAAUGGAAAAAUUUAUGUAACUACAGGUGAAGCACGCUUUCCGGUGGAAAAGGACCAGAGACUUAAAGAUAAUGUACAUAUUGAGACCGCAUUUGUUGGAGGAAAUCAGUUAUCUCCCCACAAUUCACGUCCAGUCUCCCGAUUAACUGUUGACACUAAUAUAUCUGUUAGUGGUGGAUCAAGACACACCUCAUCAUCCGAAUCUCCUGAAUGGCCUUCACCUCCCGAACCUUUGACACCUAUAACCCCCUUAAAUCCUGAGUAUGACAUACAAUUUGACAGUAUCACCAUACAAAAAAUGUUGCGUUCCUUGCCAUCUUCUCCUGUUGAAAAAGAUCGAGAUAUGGGAUUUCACGACGAAUCAGUUGAUAGUGUUGGUUACAACGGAUCCCGAAGAAGAAGUAGUGGAUUGUCAAGAACUCGUAGCCUUAAUGUCCAUGAUAGAAACAAUAAACCAGCUGUACCUGUCAGACAUCGAACCACACAAAUAACCCUUCCCGAAACCUCUCCUUAUGUUUCUACGCAAGCGUUACAAGCUAUACAUGCUCCAAAAUCGAAACUAUUAACUAAAGUGUUAGUAGAACAGGAACUACUUUUACGUAAUCAGUGUGCUCAACAUAGUUAUCCUGAUAGUGGUAUUGGUGGUAUGACCUGUGAUACAUCUGGAUCUCUGUUAUCUGAAGACAGUAAUAAAUCAGAAGUCUCGAAAACCGGUGUGGAGGCAAAUAAUGACCUUAGAGCAGGGUCAUCUGGGGCUAGUAGCAGGGCCAGUCGACAAAGUGAUAUUAUCAACCAAUUAGGAGAAGGGGGAGAAUAUAAGCAAGAUCUGGGCGAGUUAUCUGAAGAAGAUGUUGAAAGUGAUGGAAGUAUAGACACUAUGACAGAAACGGAUUCACAGUUAUCGUAUGCCAGACAAGUAGGCGCUAUACGUAAAGCAGGAUGGCUAGUUGUUAAAAAUUGGUUGGUACAUAAAAAACGGAAAAUUGAAUUGGCACCCAAACGUAAUUGGAAGCGAUAUUGGAUUUGUUUAAAAGGAACAACUCUUCUCUUCUUUGAAUGUGAUGAAGAAAGUGCUGUGAAUGAAAAUAGUGUUCCCAGACAUAUACUAGUUAUUGAAGGUGGUAUAUCACAAGCAGUACCAGAACAUCCUAAAAGAGAUAAUAUAUUCUCAUUAAGUACAGCUUGUGGAGAUGCAUUCUUAUUACAGGCUGCCAGUCAAAUUGAUCUGGAGAACUGGAUCCGAUCAAUUCACUCAGCAUGUGCUUCAUCAUUUGCCAGACAGCAUGGAAAGGACAACACAUUGAAACUACUGAAAUCUGAAUUAAAUAGACUAGACUCAAAUGUAGACACGGAUGUAAAGAUGAAGAAGAUGGCUGAACUUCAAAUGACUGUUGUGUCUGACCCGAGGAGUAGGAUGGCUAUUGUUAAACAGAUUGCCCAGUGGGAAGAAAACUUAGAAAAGUUAUACUUAGAACAGUACCGUUUCCGAUGUUAUAUAGCUUCCUUACAAGGCACAGAAUUACCUAACCCUAAGGUUUUAUUAGCCAAUGCUGCCAAACCAACAAAAGCCACAUUAGGUCGUCUGGGAAUUUUUACAGUUACAUCAUUCCAUGCUUUAGUUUGUGCUCGUAAGCCACUUGUUUUGCCAAAUAUUUAUGGAAAAGGCUCUAAAAAAGGAGGUUUAUUGUCACCACGUGCUGAAACAGCAACUAAACCACGAAUACACACACCAACUGGUUUGAUUACACCAGGCAUAGACGCUGUUGUAAAAACAAAUGAACGAAUUUUAUCAGAAUCUGCAGAUAAUUUAUUGGAUAAAAAUUCUGAUGGGUCAUCUGGUCAUGAAAGUCUAUCACGGAUAACAUUACCCAAUAAACAGUCAUAUGAUUUUCAGACAAUAUUGGUGGGUGUUGAUAAGCAGACAGCAGUGAAAGAUCUAUUAGAGUCUGUAUGUAAUAAAAGACAACUGAAUCCUAGAGAUCAUUAUGUACGAAUUAAACCAGUUGGAUCACAAGAUGAUCGUUUUAUUGUUCCUGAUAGACAUGAAUCAAUUAAAAGAUUGAAAUAUGAUGCAAUAGAAGUUUGCCAGAAAAGUAUUUUUCAACUUGAACUCACAAAGACAUCAAAAGAUGGAGUAUUUGGUUUUGCUGUAGAAGCUGAAUUGGCAGAAGAUUUUGAUAGAGAUGAUGAGUUACAGGUUUAUGUCUGUGAUGUCACUAAAGGUUCUGUAGCAGACAAACAUGGUUUAAUUGUUGGUGAUGAAAUUCUAGUGAUCAAUAGCAAGAUUGUAUCUGAGUUAGAUAUGGUGUAUAUAGAAACAUUACUGCAUGAAUCACGGACAUUGUUUUUAACAGUGAGGUCAUUUCGAACUCAACCACCUACUAGUGAUUUUAUUACACAGCAUGCAGACGCGUAUAUCAGUAACAUGGUAUGUCCACCUCCUCCUUCUCAGUCACGUAUUAGUGAAAAAAUUAUUGGAAAUUUAAUAGUUCCUGCUCCAGUUAAUACCGAAACUGGUGAGGAUACAGAAAGUUCGAAACAUUCUAGUCCUUCAAAAUCUAGUCAAGAUAAAUCUAGUCAGGAGAUAUCAUCUGAUCAAAUUGAUGCCCUACUAAAGGGUGCAGAGCAAGUAACAGCCAUAUGUAGAGAUCCAAAUUCUAAAGCAGAAGUCAUUGAACGACCUGUCACACCACGACCUCUGUCUGAUGCUCAACGAAUGAGAAAAGUUAUAAUGGAGCUGAUAGAAACAGAACGGGCUUAUGUAAAGGAUUUGAAUUGUUUAACAGAGAGAUAUCUAGAACCUCUACGUGAAGAAACAUUUCUUACAUCAAAUGAAAUAAGUCAGUUAUUUGGCAACAUACAGGAAAUUGUAGUAUUUCAACAACAAUUUCUACAGAGUCUUGAGGAGGCCAUUGAUUUAGAGAAUGAGUUUUUUAUCACAGAUGAUACAAAGAUAUUCCGAGAGAAUCUACCAGAUGUUAGGAGAGUUUUGUUUUCACUUGGUGGAUCAUUUCUUUAUUAUGCCAAUCACUUUAAAGUGUAUAGCUCAUUUUGUGCUAGUCAUUCACGAUCCCAAAAACUGCUUAAUCCAGAAUCCAAUAAAGCAUUAAAAGAGUUUUUAAAAUCUAGAAACCCCAAACAACAGCAUUCAGCAACAUUAGAAUCAUUUCUUAUUAAACCUAUACAACGUAUAUUAAAAUAUCCUCUUUUAUUACAACAACUAGUCAACAUGUCACAACCAGAUACAGAUGAACAUCAUCAUUUAUCAGAGGCAUUACGUGGCAUGGAAGCUGUAGCAGAACAUAUCAAUGAAAUGCAGAAAAUAUAUGAAGAAUACGGGUCAAUAUUUGAUGAUCUCUCUACAACAUUUAAACAAGUUCAUCCGACGAAACAGCCGGUAGACUUAAGUGUUGGUGAACUACAGAUGUAUGGAACGGUAGAAUGGUGUAAUAUGACAGAAUAUCUCGGUAAAAUCAAGAAAUCAACAGAUUUUGAAAACAUAGCAUUUGUCUUCCGAACGGCUGUUGUCUUCCUCUGUCGAGAAAAAGUCAAACGUAGUAGAAAAUCUAAGUCAUUAUCAUCUAAACCAUAUGCCGAAAGUGAUAUGUUAGAACGAUUCCGAACAUUGAUUCCAACACAUGAAGUUCAGGUUAGAAUGGGUAAAGUUGCUGACAUAGAUCGCCAUUAUUGGUGGGAUCUAGUACAUUCCAGAUCAGAUCCAGAUAAUAGACCAGAAAGAUUUUAUCAGUUCUGUAACAGUACUGCUGAAGCCAAAGCUGAUUUUGUGAAAGUGAUUCGUCAUACAAUUCGUGAAAGUGUUCGUAGAAUGAUGAUUCCGACUAAUAAACCUGUUACUAAAACUGUUCAUGGUUCUCCUGAUGGUGGAACUAAAGAACCCUUACCAAAUCCUCUCUUAUUAAAUAAACGGCGUUCUAAUAAAUCACAGGAUCCAGAAAGACAUUCAGUUGAUCUAGAAGAGAAAUUUAGUUCCUUGGAUUAUGAUAACUUGUUUCGAACGCGUAGUAAAACUAUUGGUGAUUUGAAUGAGGCUGGUAUAGAUGACAAUAGUACAUUUAUUACUGCAUCGGAACCACAAAUCAGCGCACAAAAUCCCAGUCCAAACUCUUCUAAUUCAAAUCUCAGCAGUUCUAAUAGUGGUUCUGCGAAACUUUUAUUCGCUAGUGCUAAUCCGUUAAGCUAUUCUUCCAGUUCUGUGAACUCUGGUGGAUCUCCGGUGUGGAAACCACGGGCUGAGAUAAUAACUCAGCCUGGCAACCAACUUUUACCCCCAAUAAUAUCAACAGUAACGUCUGAUAAAGUAACUGGUAAACCGCCGACUGGUUCGGAUGGUAGUCGUAAAGAUACUAAAACUGUUGUUUUUGCCACACCACCGUUUCCUGUAUAUAAAGACACUGAAUGCUAGUAGAUAUAAUUAUAAACUAAGUGGGCUGUUUAAUUAUAUCCAUUUACAUUCGGUAAUUGUGUUCAUUAUAAGGGAAGGACGGACAUGUUUGAAAUGUGGUUCCAGAGAGUUUGUCAUAAUUCUACGCUCGUUCGGUUCCUUAACUGUGUUACAGAGGAUUUUUAAUGGGAUUUAACUGUUUUCUUUGUUUUUACAGUGGUUUCUCUCUUAUCACCUCAUUGUGUAUGUCACAAGUUUCAACAUAAUAGCUCUACAAAAGAUUGUGCAUCUUUUACUUUUGUCUCUCUAUGUUGUCUCAGUUAUCAUCUAGUACUAUUAGCUUAUUAUCAAAAUUAUUCUUUAGUAUUUAGAUGUGUUACUUUUUGACUUGUUGGUAAAAGCAAAGAGAGAUAUUUUUAUCAUAAUCUUUUUAUUGUCAGGUGAAAUAUACAAUCUAUUUGCAUCCAUUAAGAAAACACUUUUAAUUAUUUCAUCUUUCGCAUCAUUUAAAAAUGUUUUCUUUUUUAUAUAAGGUUACACCAUGGUAUUUAUUUUACAAGUAUAUAUAAAUGUCUCAACAAAUCUAGAAAUAGAACCAGUGAGAAAGGAAAGGAAAUAAAAUCUAUAUUUAUUUAUAAUGAUCUCUUUUAUGAUUUUAUUAAAGAUAUCUAGAGACAAAUUUCAUAUGAUAAAAUAUUUGUCAUAACUUUUUGAGUGCUCAGUCAGAAUUUAAAAAAAGAAGUCUGAUUAUCACAUAUGCAUGCAUUUUGUCUAAUCAAAGAGCUAUAAUUUCUUAUUAGCAUUUAAAUAUUCUUUUUAUUGUUUUAAAUCUGUCUGAAUCAAAAACCACAGAAAAAUUGUUAUUUCUUCCCUUUCGUAUGAAAUCCAAUAUUGUGAAGAAUAAUGAUUGUGAAUUUUUAUUUAUACAUAUCUUGUGUGUUCAGGGAUGAUAUUAUAAAUGAUUGAAACUGUUAAAUCCUAUAGGUCUUGGAGGACUGUUUUUCUUCCCAGUGCAAAUAUGGUAGCGUUACUUGUUUGUGCAAAUUUUAGACUAUUGCAUAAAAAGUGUAUUCUAUUUGUCCAAACAUGCACUAAAACUCUUUACGACUGUACUUUGCAGACAAAUACUAUUGUAGAUAUUAAGUGUAAAAGUAUGCUUUCUGCUACACACUUUCACUAUUGGAGGCAAAAUUUGAUCGCAUAGAAUAAAAUCAACAUUUGUUGGCCUUUAAUGUCUGUGCACACAUGAAACUUAUUCAAUGGCACAGUUGCCAGGAGCCCUGCAAUUUUAGGGGUCCCCAGAUUCAAUUUCGAAAAUGAAAUUAUGGUUCAUGUCUGCAAAGGCUGCACAGUUGGAGGUGUAAGUGUAUAGGUUUUUGGACUGGGAGAUUUAUACGCUUUUGUGUAAUAGUGUAUAACAGUUUUAGAUUUGUGCAAGAAUGAUACGCCCCUAGGUAGAUGAGUGAAAAUAAAUAUUCUGCCAAAUUUGUAUUAAGAGUUAUGGUUGUGAGAUUAAUUUGUAAUAAUGUAUUUAGUUUUAGUUCUUUUUUGCGGAGGAAUCUCAUAAAGAAUGAACUAUUAUUUGAAUUUUCAAGGUGAAAUUUACGUUCUUGUAACUUGAGUGUGAAUUACAAAAAUGUAGAAGGAAAACAACUAAAUAAAAGGCCAUAAUGGGCCAGUGCAAUUUAUAAAGAGUAUUGAGAUUUAGUGUCUCAUUUGGUUUCUUUGGAGGAAAACCCAUCAUAUUAUUAUUAUUAUUCAAGGUUUAAAAUACGCAUAAUAUAUUGUAAUUUUUACUCUCUAAAAUACAAUUUAAGGUCACCUAUUAUAUCAUAUAAUAUUGUUGUUAUCAUUAUGUAUUAUUGUCAUACAUAUCAUAAACACACUAUAAUAAACUUACUAAGUAUUAUUUCACAUCAUUUCUCAGAGUUCUUAUUAAGGCACCUAAAAUUCAGUUUGAAGUUUAUGAUUGUUGGUUUUAAAGUGCUAUUUUGAGUUAAUUGAAGCUUUUGGCGCCACAUAAUUAUCACUAUCAUUAGAAGAAUACAUUCUAUAAAGAAAGCCUUUAUUAUCAACCAGCUAGAAUUCCUCAAAUUAUGUGUAGAUCUGGUCAGUUUUAUUCUUUUUUAUCUGUUUAUUAUUUUUUUGAUUUAAAAGAAAAUUAAAUAUCAUUUAGAACAAAUGAAAUAAAGAUAUAUAUAACUUU
Patella vulgata (common limpet) is the source of this 8131-nucleotide messenger RNA. RefSeq names its product protein still life, isoform SIF type 1. Gene Ontology annotation, molecular function: protein binding; guanyl-nucleotide exchange factor activity. Bases 643 to 5946 code for a protein of 1767 amino acids. The transcript is spliced from 28 exons. NCBI's taxonomy places the organism in Eukaryota, Metazoa, Mollusca, Gastropoda, Patellidae. The record is from RefSeq and is a predicted model, not a curated record. Gene Ontology annotation, cellular component: membrane; synapse. Gene Ontology annotation, biological process: small GTPase-mediated signal transduction; activation of GTPase activity; positive regulation of axonogenesis.